Messenger RNA from Drosophila nasuta, 2100 nucleotides. RefSeq names its product calmodulin-lysine N-methyltransferase. The record is from RefSeq and is a predicted model, not a curated record. Gene Ontology annotation, molecular function: calmodulin-lysine N-methyltransferase activity. Gene Ontology annotation, cellular component: cytoplasm. NCBI's taxonomy places the organism in Eukaryota, Metazoa, Arthropoda, Insecta, Diptera, Drosophilidae. Bases 631 to 2043 code for a protein of 470 amino acids. The transcript has 2 exons.
CUAAAAAGCAAAGCGCAGCAAAGUGUCCACACAAAAACACUUUUGCAAUUGUUUUCUGUUACAAAUUUUUGUCAGUUCGUUGUCGCUUCGUCUCGCCCCCGACUCCGCCUCGUGCGUGUGCGUGUGACAGUGUGUGUGUGUGUGUGAAAACAAAAAUUAUCAACUUAAUAAAAAUUUUCGAAAAUGCAUAUGCAAACAACAAGCAACUUGCCACUUGGGCGUAUUUUUAAACAGUUUUUCUAAUUAAAAUCAAAUUGCAACAUAUAUUUUUGUAAAAAAGCAAAAGCAAAAAGAAGGUGAAACAGCAAAACAGCAAAACAGCCGCAAAAAUAUAUCAAAAUAAAAAUAUUGUGCUUAUAAUUGCACAGAUUAAAUACUCAUAAAUAGGCUGAGGCCAACAACAAAUUAACCAAAACAUAUCGCUCAGCUCUUCAACGAGAAUCUAUCUACAAAUUCGUCGAGUUCAAUUGCCUCAACACAAAAAGAAAAAGAAAAAAUAACCCAAUAAAAUAGAGAAACGGAAUGAGCACGAGAAGCUGAGAAGAAAAGAGCAAGGGAGCAUAACCGAGCCGACAUCCAACAACGACAACAAAAACUAAAAAAAAAAAACAACUACUCAACCUGAGAAAAAUGUCAGCAAACUUAGUACAAAAGAAAUCAAACAGAAAUAGAAACAGAAAAACGAAACUGAGCAGCAACUACGAGAAGCAGGAAAAGGAGGCGGAGGAGGAGCAACAGCAGCAGCAACAGCUACAGCAGCAACAGCAGACGGAAACGAAGCUAACAAGAACGAGUCCUACACAUAUUGCGACCAUAUCGCUGAUGCUGCAAUACGAUAUCGAUAAUACGCUGAAUGCGCUCAAGGAGCACACGCAUUCAAAGUCGCGGCAACGCAAUGCGCUAAUGGAUCUGGCAACAAACAACCACAGCAACAGCAACAACAGCAACAGCCAUAAUAACAAUUGUAAUCACAACAAAGACGAGGAUAACAAUCUCGAGGAGAUGCCAUCACAAACUCCAAUCUCAGCGGGCAGCCCCAGUGUCGAGGAGGAACUCGAAAUGGAGGACAUUGUCACGGGCAAAACCUGCGUGGGAGUCAGCAAUGGGUUUAUGCCGCCCACGCCGCCAGCCACGCCCAAUUUGCAGAACACGGCGCAAAAACGUUGGCGCAUACUUGCCAAAGUGCUGCGCAAAGAUUCCGAGGAAACGGUGAGCUCCUCCAGCGAUGAAUUUAGCGAGGAGCAAACGGCAUCGGUGCGACGCUUCAAGAGUUUUGAUCUGUUGCGUCAGGACAGCUUCGAGGAUCAUGUGAGCCUCAAGUGUUUGGGGAAGACGGAGAAUUGGUACAAGUAUCGCAUGCAGCUGCACAACGAUAUCGAGUACUCGGUGAACAUUCAUCACAUGGAACGCCAGCUGACUGCCAACGAUCUCAUGGGUUUCAACAACACCGGCAACAUUUGCGUCUGGCCCUCGGAGGAAGCUCUCACCGCUCUGGUGCUGUCCGAUCUGGCGGCGUAUCGCGGCAAAUGGAUCUUGGAGCUGGGCGGUGGCUUCACCUCGUUGGCCGGCCUCAUGUUGGCCAAGUAUGCCAAACCCUAUGCGGUGCAUCUGACGGAUGGCAACGAGGUGAGCGUGGAGAAUGUCCGCAAGACUGUGUGCCUCAACGAGCUGAGUUGCUACACCAAAUGCUCGGUGCUCAAGUGGCAGGAAUCCGCAGCUCGUGCCCACGCCGAGCAGGCCAAGUUCGAGUACAUCUUGUGUGCGGAUUGUCUGUUCUUCGACGAGGCUCGCUCCGCGCUGGUCGAUACCAUCUGGUAUUAUUUGGCACCCCAUGGCAUUGCGCUCAUCAUGGCGCCGCGCCGUGGUCGCACGUUGAAUGUGUUCCGGGAUGAGUGUGUGGCACGUGGCUUCCGCGUUGAUUUGGCCACGCGCUACAACGAGACCAUCUGGCAACGGCAUCUGCAGCUCAAGACGGACUCGGCGCUCUACGAUGAGGAUCUGCACUAUCCGCUGCUCUUGCGUCUCUGCAAAUCGCACAGCUAGAGCGAUGAAGAGGAAAAGAUAGAGGGGUGCGGGGCUACUAAGAAAAAAAAAAACAAA